Messenger RNA from Acanthochromis polyacanthus (spiny chromis), 1935 nucleotides. Its product is annotated as C2 calcium-dependent domain-containing protein 4C. The transcript is spliced from 2 exons. Bases 107 to 1426 code for a protein of 439 amino acids. NCBI's taxonomy places the organism in Eukaryota, Metazoa, Chordata, Actinopteri, Pomacentridae. The record is from RefSeq and is a predicted model, not a curated record.
AUGUGAGUGCACAGGAUGUUUUGUGACGCAGGCGGGGGCAACAAACCAGUGAUGCAGAGCCUCGGACUCAGCUUUAAAACCUGCCACUGAAACAUCCAUCACACACAUGCAGGUCUGUCUUCAGAGAAGGACACAUCACAACCUCACAGGGAAAACGUUUGGAUUUGGUGGCAAAGAAUUCACAUUAAAUCAUCAGAAAAUAACUAUGUGGGUCCUUGGGAAGAUCAGGGAGAGCAUGGAGAGCAUUCCUCUAGAGCUGAGUCGCUACAUAGGAAAGAGUGAGGAGGACAUCCUUCUCUCUUCCAAGACCAGUUUCCCUCAGAAUCUACACAGCAACAUCCUUACUCCUGACAAGAUCCCAGAGUUCUGCCUGCCUCCUCGGCUUUGCAAGAGAAGCCUUCUGCCAGAAACAGAGAAAAUCCCAUCAUACCUGCAGGAUCUGAAACAGCUAACUAAGAGAAUUUCAAGUCCCACUCAUGUAAAGUCGAAGAAUGGUGAUGAGUCAGUGGCUUUGAAGAAAAAACAGAAACCUUUGCCAUUCUCUGCUGAGGGUUAUGGUCUGACUGGGAUAUACGAGAGCCUCAACACUCGAAGGAAAGAGUCUUUGUUCCUCUCAAAAUGCCCCGUUUACAUGUUUGAUAGAAGUGUUCCUGCUACAGCGCCUAAGCUGGCAAAGGAGACAAACCCACCCCAGUCAUCUGGGUUUUUCCCACUGUUCUCAUGCAAAAGUCUGUCUGAGACUUGGAGUACAGAAAGAGAAACAUCUUCUUCCAGUGACUCCUCUCCCCUCAGUUCCCUCUACAGUUCGAAAUUCUCCCUCUACAUCGCAUCAAGCAGGGGCCGUCUAAAAGGAGCGGUGUCUUGUCCGUCGUUAUUCGACAGCAAGAAGGACAGAGGGAGGCAGAGGAAGGGGUUGAUGAGUUUAACCACCUCUCCCAGCGGACCUCCAACCUUGGAGAAUAGCUCUCCUGUCCUUCUUCCACUGCAUGUCUUGCAGGGCCAGCAGAGGUCUCAGCAGGAGCACGUCCUCCCCUUGCAAGGCCGUGGCAGAGUGCACCUCUUUGCCGAACACACCACCUUCAAAGACCCACAAUGUUCCCUCUCCACUGUCAGAGUACGUGUGGUGUCUGUGGAGGGUGUGUGGGAUUGUGCUGACCGACAGACCUUGAACUGUGCAGUGAAUCUAUGUCUGACCCCCGGGAAGCUGCAGCAGCAGGAGAGCACCACCAUCAGGAAUUGCCGCAGCCCAGUGUUCAAUGAAGAUUUCUUCUUCACAGAGCUCGGUCAUACAGAUCUACAGGAUCUGCAGCUCAUGUUGAAAGUGGUGGAUAAGCCUACAGCUGGAAAACUGAGGAGGGGGGCAGUGAUCGGAGUGGUCACUAAACCACUGUCACAGCUGCUUGCUUUCAACAAACCAGUUGAUUAACAUUUUUCUACAAUAAAAACAGCUGAAAUGGACUCCAGAAGAUGCACUUUAUGGAGGCUAUGGGUGCACUUAGCUGCUUUAUGUAAAUCCUCCUCAACAAGCAGCAGCACAAUGAAUUAGUUAGCAGCAGACUAGUGAACACACUGAAGCAUUUUGUUGUUGGAAGAGCAAAUACUGGAUUUAAAUUUGUCAGGUCGCAAGAAAAUUAACUCUGCAAUGAAUGCUAAGGUUGUGCUGCUUCUCUAAGAUGUACAAAAUGCAGUUGUUUACUAAUAUUCAUAGUAACAUGGGUGAUAAUGACAGCUAUUGUCUUUGUCUGCUGCAUCCAAGUAGCCAAUAAAUAUGAGAUAAUGUUGUGAUGAUGAACUUUUUGAGUAUUCUCUCUAAUUAGGUCACAUAAUUGUACUCACUAAUUAUGCUAUUGAUAUUAAAAAUGGUAGCACAAGCUGAAUGUUAUGACCUGUAGUGCUUUUGUGGUACUAAUUAAACUGUCAGGUUUGUAAACAUCA